Messenger RNA from Branchiostoma belcheri (Belcher's lancelet), 2282 nucleotides. Its product is annotated as BRCA1-associated ATM activator 1-like. The record is from RefSeq and is a predicted model, not a curated record. Gene Ontology annotation, cellular component: nucleus. Gene Ontology annotation, biological process: DNA damage response; cell population proliferation; positive regulation of protein phosphorylation. Lineage: Eukaryota; Metazoa; Chordata; Leptocardii; Amphioxiformes; Branchiostomatidae. The transcript has 12 exons. The coding region runs from base 14 to 2188 and encodes 724 amino acids.
UCCGCCUGUCACCAUGGCAACACAGCAUCCGCCUGUCACCAUGGCAACACAGCAUCCGCCUGUCACCAUGGCAACAGAGCCUCUGGCCAGCCCAAAUAUGGCAGACCUGACAGACUUGCAAAGUUCAACAGCAACAAUUUUAUCCUUCCUGGACGACCAGUUAAACAGCACUGUCCCAGAAUGCACAGCAGCAGGGUUAAAGGUGAUUGCAGAAGUCUGGCGGCUGAAAUCAGCACUUCAGCUGAACUCUGACCCACUGCUGAGGUCAGACAGCUGGGAGGUCGUGACCUGUGACCCCAUGAGCAGCUGGUUCCCGCUGCUGAGGUCAGACAGCCGAGAGGUCAGGAGAGCUGCAGUAGAAGUUUUACAGGGGGUUCUGGAACAGAGCAGCAGCACAGCUGACUUUGUUCCUGACCUUGAGAUGUUGCUGUCCCUGCCUGCUGACCUUGCAGACCCGAGGGAGGCUGGACAGCUAACAGCUGUGCUGUGUGUUUCCCCGCCGUUGCCAAGGGCGUUUCCCCAGGAUUACUACCAGCGACUGCUGCAGCAGAUUCUGCGGCCGCUGCUGGGAAUUCUGCAGUCAGAACAGAUGACCCAGCCGAGCCGUACUGUUGUUUCCACUGUCUGCUGCAGUCUGUCUGCCCUGGAGACGUUUGUUGCCAAGGGGUGUUUCAGCAGCAAUCAGCAAAUGGCAGAACAGGUGCUGACUCACCUGUCAGGUGUUCUGGCAGCUGCAGCUGGAACAGCUGAACACACCUGUAAGAACACCUGUGAGCCACCUGCAGCUGCGAUGCUGAAGGGAAACUCUCGUGUCAUCAAGGCCACAGCACAGACACUGAUGUGUCUCGUCACACAAGCAGAUGUCGGCUCCAGUCCUGUCCUGAAGGAAGUGAUGGACAGUCUCGUCUCCAUCCUGGACCGACCGGAGGCAGACUGUAUGGUGGUGAGUAAGUGCCUGCAGCUGACCGCAGCCCUGAUGAAGACGUCCCGUGCCGUAGCUGCCUGCAGUUUUUCCACCCGACCUGGGCUGACCUCCGUGCUGCAGCGCCGACUCUGUGACCCGCGCUGGGAAAUCCGCGAUUCUGUUUUCGAGUUCCUGGCAGCCAUGAUGGCUGGGUGCAAAGACGGCCUGGCGGGUUCCUGGCUGGUGCAGGGAGGUUUCCACAGCAGCAUCUGGGACUGUGUAGAGAUGGGGGACGGCUACGCACAAGCCUCUGCCCUGGCUGCCCUCAAACACUGCCCCACUGUACCUGCUAUGUGGCAGGCUCUGCUACAGGACUCAGGUCUAACUCAGGAUUCUGUGCUGGACAUGUUGGUGCAGAUUGUUGGUGCUGACGUGGAGACAGUCGUGAGGACCGCUGCCAUCGGCUGCUUCUCCUUCUGGGUGCAGACGUGCGACGGAAUCAGGCAUCGGAUCCUGGAAUCCUACAAGCAACAACAGAAACAAGAACAGCAACAACAACGACAUCAACACCAACAUCAGCAACAACAAAAUCAGCAAGAACGGCAUCAGCACACAUUUGAACCCCUCGAUUCCCAUCGAGUAGCAGAAGCUAUUGUAGGUGAGGCGACCUAUGACCUGGUGGUGACCUGCAGUGACAGGUCACCCGGAGUGAAACAGCUGCCAUUGGCUGCUGAGCCGACCAAUCAGCACGCGAGCCGGGUGCUGCAGAUCCUGCAGGCUGUGAGUAAGGACCUGGACUGGGAGGUGAAGCUGGCAGCGCUGCGGUUCUGGGAACACGUGAUCGCUCACUACCUGCCUGGGUUUUCAGCUGGAGCUGUUAGCACAGGGCAGAGUCCCAACCACAGCUCACGUGGUCAGGACGGUGGUUCCGAUGUUCAGAGUUCCUGCAUGGAGGCAGGAGACACAAACUGGAGCCAUGCCGUGGAGAAUCUGUCCUCUCAUGGCUGCCUGCAGCUGCUUGUGGAGGCUGCGGAUGACUACGACAGACCAGUGUCAGAAAAGGCCUGCAGAAUGCUGAAGGAGCUGAAAGCCAUGAUGACAUCCCAGGACCAAAGUGUAAAUCUGGAACAGCAGGAGGAUUUUCUCCGGUACCUCAGGGAAACGGAUUUUGAGGCGAUUCUUCAGAUGAAAACGGGAGGAGACAGCUUCGAAUCUUUGCUGGAGGACAUCUUGUCAGGUGCCAGGCGGAGGGAAGCAAACCAGAAGGACUGCUAUGAUGAUUAAUAUACAACAUAUAGAAGCCACUUUCUCUGUCUGGUACAAUGUAGCUAUAAAUACUUCUUGUGUCGAUGAAGGUUAGACAUCCUGGUACAGGAUU